GAACAGGCUGAAUCCCGCCACGGCCCCUGAUGUAGAUGAUUUAUUUUCCCUCCCAAUUGUUCUGCGAAGACUUGGCUGACAAACAAGCAGCAGAAACUGCACACAAUGUGGCACGACAAAAUAAGUUUUUACAGGAGUUGGUGAGAGGCGUACAACUCGGAGCAUUAUAUAAGACUGUCAGCUUAAUAAUGGAUCUGGAGAAAUCUUCUGUUUGGGGGUCGCUGAAACAAAGGACGAAGCCUUUGUUACAAAACCUGAGCGUCAGAAGGACUAAAAAAAGCUCAACUAAACUCAUCGAGAAGCGACAGAUUCAUCCUUUAGAUCGCCGACUCAGCUCCUCGGUGCCCGAUGUGCUGAACAUAGAAACAAAACUUGAAGAAGAGACCCACUAUUCCAGGGCCAAAGCCAUGUCCACUUACUUCCCAAGUGGCUUUUCCGCCACCGAGUUAUUUCUGGAAACCAGUAGUAACUCUUCCACCAGGCAGACGGAGGAAGAAUGGCAAUGGCGGAAGGAGGAGACCGUCCACUUGGAAAUUGGGGUUCGGGAAACGGAGGAGUUGGUGGUUGGUGGACCAGAUUUGGAAGAGAGGCGGAAAUCCAGCGAAGAUUUUUUUGAGCUGCUGCAAAGGAAUACUUUCAACAAUGACCUUACGGAAGAUCCCCUUGAGCAAUCAUAUGGAAAUUCCAGCCUAGACUCCUCAUAUUCUUCUCAGACAUCUGAUCCUACUCUUGAGGGAGCCAAUGAUGGUUUGAGUAAACCCAGUUCCUUUGCAUAUCUGUUGAUGAUACACCUGAAAGAAGGCAGGAACCUGGUCAUCCGGGAUCGCUGUGGUACGAGCGACCCAUACGUGAAGUUUAAGCUGAAUGGAAAAACCCUGUAUAAAAGCAAAGUGGUCUAUAAAAACCUGAAUCCAGUUUGGGAUGAAACCGUUGUGCUUCCAAUACAAUCUUUGGACCAGAGGCUCUGGGUGAAGGUUUAUGACAGAGACUUGACUUCUUCUGAUUUUAUGGGUUCGGCAGUCCUAAUGCUUCACAAACUGGAACUGAACAGGACUACGGAGAGGAUCCUUAAAUUGGAAGACCCAAAUAGCUUGGAGGAUGAUAUGGGUGUGAUUGUGUUGAAUUUAAGACUUGGUGUGAAGUCGGGCGAUAUUAAAAGAAAUCGAUGGCCAAACCGAAGGAGAUGCUCUGUCCCGAAGGCGAGCUUCAUGAGAGCCAGCAGGCUGGUAGACACGCUGCAAAAAAACCAGUUGUGGAAUGGAACAGUUACUGUGGCUUUACUGGAAGGAAGGAAUAUCCCCAUGGGGGGCAUGACCCACAUCUUCGUUUUGUUGAGAAUGGGCCAGGAAAAAUUCAAAAGUAAGACACUGUGCAAGAGCGCAAAUCCGCAGUGGAGGGAACAGUUUGAUUUUCACUACUUCUCUGACAGGAAAGAUGUAUUGGAAAUUGAGAUCUGGGGAAAAGAUAACAAAAAGCAUGAAGAAAUUUUGGGAAUAUGCAAAGCCGAAGUUGGAGGACUCCCUGACAAGCAAGCCAACCGUUUCGAACUGCCCCUGGAGAAGCAGCCUGGUUUCUUGGUCCUGGUGAUCUCCGUGGCACCUUGCUUAGGGGUGUCCAUCUCUGAUUUGUGCGUGUGUCCCCUGGGAGACCCCAACGAAAGAAAGCAGAUUUUCCAACGUUACAGUUUAAGGAACUCUUUCCAAAACAUGAAGGAUAUCGGGUUUUUGCAAGUCAAACUUUUAAAAGCGGUUGAUCUGUUAGCUGCAGAUUUUUCAGGCAAAAGUGAUCCCUUCUGCGUCUUGGAAUUAGGGAACAGCAGACUUCAGAGUUACACUGUUUACAAAAACCUCAACCCAGAAUGGAAUCAGGUCUUCACUUUCCCUAUUAAAGACAUUCACGACAUUCUGGAAGUCAUGGUGUUUGAUGAAGAUGGAGAUAAGCCGCCUGACUUUCUUGGAAAAGUUGCCAUCCCUUUGCUGUCUAUUAAAAACGGACAGCAAAGCUGCUACGUGUUAAAGAAUAAAGAUCUGGAACUUCAAUCAAAAGGCAUGGUCCACUUGGAAAUAGAAGUCCUGUUUAAUCCUAUAAGAGCGAGUGUUAGAACCUUUUCUCCACGCGAGAGGAGAUGCUUGGAAGACAACCGCAAGUUUUCCAAGAAGAUCUUAUCAAGAAACGUGGAUCGGGUGAAAAGAAUCUCCAUGGCAAUCUGGAACACAAUACAGUUCCUUGGAAGCUGCUUUCACUGGGAAUCUCCCCUAAGAAGCUUGAUAGCUUUUGUGGUGUUUGUGACCACCGUGUGGCAUUUUGAGCCCUACAUGGUGCCCUUAGCGUUGCUGAUGCUCUUUGUGUACAACAUCUCCCUGAGCAGUCCUGACAAAGCCUUAAUCAUACAAGACGCCCAGGACUACAUUAUCGUAGAAGAGGACGAGGAUGAUGAUGACAAGGAGUCUGAAAAAAAGGGCUUAAUAGAAAGAAUUCACAUGGUCCAAGACAUUGUUAUAACAGUCCAAACACUUCUGGAGGAAAUAGCAUCUUUUGCAGAAAGGAUAAAAAAUACAUUCAACUGGACUGUUCCUUUCCUCUCUGCGCUGGCUUGCUUGGUGCUCACAAUAGCGAUGAUUGUGCUGUAUUACAUACCGUUACGGUACAUCGUUUUAAUAUGGGGCAUACAUAAAUUUACCAAGAAGCUAAGGAAUCCUUAUGCCAUUGACAAUAAUGAGUUGUUGGACUUCCUCUCCAGGGUCCCAUCUGAUGUUCAGAGGGUGCAACAGGCUGAAUUGAAACCAUACAGCAGUUCCAGUCCCAUUAGGAAGAAAAGGAGCGCCUAGUAGGAUACGAUCCUUGGAAUGCAAGGUGCCCCUUCCGGGAACGCUGCAUACAUGGGCUGCCUCUCCGUGCACUGCCCCCCACCACCUCUCCCCCUCCGCCUUGCAGAUCCGAUCAGUGCUGCCUUCGUUCCAUCCAGGCUUGUCUGGAAGUCAUAUUUGGACUUCAAACACACACACACACAAAGCAAUCAAAGUCAUUUGUAGGAAGCUUGACCUGCCUGGUUUGUCCCUGGAAGACCAAGGGGAAAAAAAGGACUGUUCAUAUCCAGCAUGGCGUUUGAGCGGAGAUCGAAGAACCAAAGCCAGAUGACAUCUUUUCUUUCUUUCUUUCUUUCUUUCUUUCUUUCUUUCUUUCUUUCUUUCUUUCUUUCUUUCUUUCUUUCUUUCUUUCCCCUACGAUGGAAAAGCUGUUUUUAAACUCCCCAUUUUUUUUAUCUGCUGGUUUGUCCCUGACAUAAACUGUUAAAAAAAAACUACGAAAGCCAGAUGGACGCUCAUCCAUGGGUUGCAGAGUCAAAACCCAGGAUGAUUUUGUCUUGUUUUGUAAAAUAGAAAAGUGCCUCUUUUUUAAAACAAACAAACAAACAAACAAAACGAAACUGUUUUUGUUUUGCGUACCAGUUGAACGCUGGAAGAAGAAAAAGAACUCAAACUUUUCAUAGCUUGACUGGAAUUUCUUAGCGUGGAACCUGGAGUCAAAAAUCAUAUGUAAGACUUUAUUAUUUUUUUUCUAUCAUGGGAAGGACUUCUUUCCCUCCACCAUUCUUAAGAGCAAUGCCAAUUUGCUCUUAAAAAGUGGGAAAUGCUUUGAAGGUGAGAAGUGAUAUAUAUAUUUGGCAUUCUGGGCUUUUUUCCACGGAAGAGAAACACAUCAAGAUAUAAAUGGUUUCAUUGCUUGGACAAUGACUGUACAUAGAUGAUUCUGAACUGCAGAUUAAUAGAUCUUUGAAACCCGUUUUCUGUUUUAAAGCACUGCUCAGUUUAAAAAUUCUCAGAACUGCAGAGGAAUGAUCAACAUCUCUUUCCUCCUUCCCCUUCCUUCCUUCCUUCCUCCCUCCCUCCCUCCCUCCCUUCCUUCUCUCCCUUCCUUCUCCCUUCUCUCUCUUCUUCCAUCCCUCCUUCCUUCCACCCUUCUCUCCUCCCUCCCUCCCUUCUCUCCCUCCCUCCCUCCCAUCUCUCCUCCCUUCCUUCCCUCUCUUCUUCCAUCCCUCCUUCCUUCCUUCCUUCUCUCUCUCCCUCCCUUCCCUCCUUCCUUCCUUCCCUCCCUCCUUCCUUCCCUCCCUCCCUCCUUCCUUAUUUCCUCCCUCCCUCCCUUCCUUCCCUCCCUCCGUCCCCCACAGUUUUGGCCAGAGUGAUUGUAUUUAGAAGGAGACUAUUGCUGGCAAUAGACUUCCUUCAAGCCAUCAUUUAACUAUAUUGGUGUCAUUGGAAUCUCCCACAUAUCUCUGCUGUUGCUCAGUUUUGAUUUCCUUUUAGAGCUCCAUCUUUUUGGAGUCUUUGUCUUCUCAUCCUCAAUGCAGGUCAUAAUCCAAUAAUACAUUGAUCAUGCAUAUAUAAAAUACUUUUAUAACUAUAUAGACAGGUGAAAAGCACACGGCAAAAAAUGGAAUGGCUUUGUCUUUAUGUAUUUUUUUAAAAGAAGCUGUUGUAUUUAAAUUGUGCAAUACAAGUUGAGUUUGCUGUAUUGUU
Pantherophis guttatus is the source of this 4517-nucleotide messenger RNA. It is a transcript of the gene MCTP2, whose product is annotated as multiple C2 and transmembrane domain containing 2. Gene Ontology annotation, biological process: regulation of neurotransmitter secretion. Lineage: Eukaryota; Metazoa; Chordata; Lepidosauria; Squamata; Colubridae. The record is from RefSeq and is a predicted model, not a curated record. Gene Ontology annotation, molecular function: calcium ion binding. Gene Ontology annotation, cellular component: synaptic vesicle membrane.